AAUCAAAACCUAAAAAAAGCACACCAGGCGCAAACCAGAUCCUCUUCCUACAGCCGUUCACAACACAGACACGACGGCCAAUCCACCACCGUCGGAUCUGCGUACUUUAGAACUUGAACCAUAGAACCCACAUAAGAGUCCCCAACCUUUUCAUACGCACGGUGGAGAACACUCUUGAAAAUCACACGCCUGUGACGCUAUCUCCUCCCGUGUUUGAAAUCACGCGGAAUUAUUUUCUGCUUCCAGUUCUUUUCAGAUCACAUCUCUGGACUCUGGCUUUCCCAAAACCCCUAAUUUUCGAUUUCUUAUAUAAUUUCUAGUUUCAUUUUGUUUCAAAAAAAGAAAAAAAAAAUUUCUUUUGGAUUCAUAGCGAUGGGUACUGGGGAUCUUCUAAACAUUCAGCCUACAGAACUCAAAGUCCAAUUUGAAUUGAAGAGGCAGAGUUCAUCCUCUAUGCAGUUGACCAAUAAAACGGAUAAAUAUGUGGCGUUCAAGGUUAAAACAACAAACCCCAAAAAAUAUUGUGUCCGUCCUAAUGCUGGCAUUGUUUUGCCUCGAACCACAUGCAAUGUUACAGUUACAAUGCAAGCUCCUAAAGAGGUACCCCCUGAUUUGCAGUGCAAGGACAAAUUUCUUCUUCAAAGUGUGGUUGCUCCGGAUGGUGCGACUACGAAAGACAUAACCCCGGAAAUGUUUAACAAAGAGGAUGGUAAGGUCGUGGAAGAGUUCAAGAUGAGGGUCACUUACAUUCCUGCUAACCCCCCAUCACCUGUCCCUGAAGAAUCUGAAGAAGGUUCUUCUCCCAGGUCAUCGGUGCUUGAGAAUGGGCAUCAAAAUCAUUCAUUGUUUGAUGCUGUAUCAAGAUCUUUAGAGGAGCCUAAAGAGAAGUCUUCAGAGGCGUGGUCUAUGAUUUCUGAGUUGACUGAGGAGAAAGCUUCUGCUUUGCAACAAAAUCAGAAACUACAUCAGGAACUGGAUCUUGUGAGAAAAGAAAUUAGCAAAAGUCGAGCUGGUGGCUUCUCUUUAUUGGUUGUGGUGCUGGUUGGUCUCCUUGGCGUCCUCUUGGGCUACUUUGUCAAGUAAAUGCAGAGACUGCAUAUCAGGCAAUCUUUUAGUUGUUAGCUGGGUGUUGCAAUCAACAUUAUUGAUGCUCCUGAUCUUCCUAAGACUUUUUUUUUAGGACUUUUCUCCUUUUAGGGUGUAAAUUAUAGCCUCUCAUUAUUGUAUUUUGACACAGAAUGAUUGAUUUGUCCAGUCAUUAGAAGAACUUUUUCGGUUCAAAGGUUGGUUAGAAGGGCUCGGCUUAUUGUGAACCUAAUACAUGUUGAUGCUUGGUUUUAAUCAAAGAUUUUUAUUUUUUA
Alnus glutinosa is the source of this 1361-nucleotide messenger RNA. Its product is annotated as vesicle-associated protein 1-3. The transcript is spliced from 8 exons. Bases 373 to 1083 code for a protein of 236 amino acids. Gene Ontology annotation, cellular component: endoplasmic reticulum membrane; plasma membrane. Lineage: Eukaryota; Viridiplantae; Streptophyta; Magnoliopsida; Fagales; Betulaceae. Gene Ontology annotation, biological process: endoplasmic reticulum membrane organization. The record is from RefSeq and is a predicted model, not a curated record.